AUGGCAACUAACUCUUCAGCUUGCAGUUCUUAUGAGGUGAUCUUAGGUCUGGCAUUGGUACUGGGAGCCGUUGUUCACCUAGCUGAGGCUAGGGCUUUCUUUGUCUUCGGUGAUUCGCUAGUCGAUAGUGGCAACAACAACUACCUGGCAACAACUGCACGAGCCGAUGCACCCCCUUACGGAAUCGAUCAUCCAACACAUCAACCAACAGGCCGAUUCUCUAAUGGCCUCAACAUUCCUGACCUUAUCAGUGAGCAAAUAGGCUCAGAAUCCCCAUUGCCUUACCUGAGUCCAGAGCUAAGUGGACAAAAACUACUUGUUGGUGCCAACUUUGCUUCGGCUGGAAUCGGAAUCCUUAAUGACACUGGAAUUCAGUUUAUAAAUAUAAUAAGGAUGCAUAGACAAUUGGAGUAUUUCCGACAAUACCAGCAAAGAGUCGGUGCACUUAUCGGAGCCGAGCAGGCCAAGCGACUCGUCAAUCAAGCACUUGUCCUGCUCACCGUUGGAGGGAAUGAUUUUGUCAACAACUAUUAUCUGAUUCCUUACUCAGCAAGAUCUCGCCAAUAUGAUUUACCAGAUUAUGUACAGUAUCUCAUUUCAGAGUACAAGAAACUAUUGAUGAAUCUGUAUAAUCUUGGAGUUCGCCGAGUUAUUGUGACUGGUACUGGACCGCUGGGUUGUGUUCCGGCUGAGUUGGCUAUGAGGAGCACAAAUGGUGGUUGCUCCGCAGAACUACAGCGAGCGGCUGCUUUGUAUAAUCCACAACUUGAGAGCAUGAUAAAUGACGUCAACAGAAAAAUCGGCAGUGAUGUGUUUAUUGCUGCAAAUACUCACCAAAUGCACACUGAUUUUGUCAGUAAUCCUCAAGCAUUUGGAUUUACUACAUCAAAGAUAGCAUGUUGUGGACAAGGACCAUACAAUGGCCUAGGGCUGUGCACAGCGUUGUCAAACUUGUGCCCUAACCGCGACCUCUAUGCAUUUUGGGAUCCAUUCCAUCCAUCAGAAAAGGCAAACAGGGUUAUAAGGCUGUAUGACCUUGGAGCACGCCGAGUUCUUGUGACAGGCACUGAACCACUGGGUUGCAUUCCAGCAGAAUUAGCCAUGAGGAACACAAAUGGUGGUUGGUCAGUGAACUACAACGACCUGCAUCCCAGUACAAUCCACAUCUUGAGAGAAUGGUAA
Messenger RNA from Dovyalis caffra, 1182 nucleotides. The record is from the annotation of a GenBank genome assembly. Lineage: Eukaryota; Viridiplantae; Streptophyta; Magnoliopsida; Malpighiales; Salicaceae.